Molecule: messenger RNA, 843 nt
Organism: Trichomonas vaginalis G3
Lineage: Eukaryota; Parabasalia; Trichomonadida; Trichomonadidae
Product: ribonuclease inhibitor domain-containing protein
Exons: 1
Coding region: 1-843 (280 amino acids)
Molecular function (GO): protein binding
Source: RefSeq, a predicted model, not a curated record
AUGUUAUCAAUAGAAGAGCUAAAAUCCAUCGGAGGAGGAGAGAAAAAUGCAUUCUCAUUCGACCUUUCAUCAAUUAACUCGGAAUCCCUUCCAGCAUUGUUUGCAGCAAUCGAAAAACACGGUCCUUAUCUAAUUGUAUCGUUAAAUUUCAAUUGUGAUCUCGUCUCAGAUAUUGAUUAUCAUAAUGGUGAUCCAGAAUCAAUAAGCAGAUCUAUCGCUGUUAGUACACCUAAUUUUGCACACCUUGUCGCAUUAUGUGUUGUUUCGUUACUUAAAAAGAGCAAAAUUAUUGAAACUCUACAUCUUGCAAAUAUUGAAUUCGAGGAAUCUGAUAUUUUACAGAUCUUUAAACACAUAAUUCCCAGCAAAAUUCAUAAAUUUAUUUUGCAUCAAGUUCCUCUUUCACCAAAUGCUGUUUCUAAGAUAUUUAAAGUUAUUACAAAGCAUGAUAUUAGAAGUUUAACACUAAGACACUGCGAAAUUACAGAUGAAAGCGUUCCGAAAAUUAUUUCUUGCAUCAAAGCGAAUAGAGUUCAGUUUGGCAAGAACCUAAGGAAAUUAGAUAUUAGUGAUAACGAUUUAUCCGAUGAUUCUCUCGAUCAAAUUGGUACAAUUCUUCAAACUCCAAUUUCUAAGAUCAGAGAGGAAGCUGAUGAUCACUCUCAGGAAAUAGAACGUCUUAGAAAUGAAAAUGAAGAUCUCAAAGUACAAAUCGAACGUUUACUCUUAAUGCAGUCUGAAAUUGAGAAUCACAACGCACUGUUUGUAAUUGGAGAAGGUGCUCCUCAACUAAUUGAAAGAAUGAAGUCUAUUGGCCAAAGAGUUCAACAACUAUCACAAUAA